AUGGUUGAAAAAGGGGCGUUCGACUUAGAGGGCGCUCAACCUGCCAACGAAGCUCGGCCUGCCAGCGAAACUCAAUCUGUCAGCGAAGCCGUGAGGUUCAAUGCCCGUACAUUGAAAAAGCUACAAGCCGCACUCACGAAAGAUCCAGAGGUCGACUUGGCCGAUCAAUUCCCCACUCAAUAUUUGGAACGUCUUUUGAGAAUGAGAACCACAAUCGAAAGCCCCAAGAAACCCAGAUACGUUGAGCAAGACAUCCGAGAAUCCCUUUGCCCAUCAGACCCGGUUGAAAUUGUGUUUCCUCUUUCGGAUGCGGUUGCAAAAUUACUCGAACCAAUAUCACAAACUGCCGAGGGAUUGCCACUCUCUCAAAGGCUGUUUGAAGUCCUAAAGAGCAGUGAGAUUAUUUACAAAGCUCCCUUCUUUCACCACAAAGGAGUGUUCAAAUGCUCUUCGGAAAUCGUUAUCAAAGCCGUUCGCUAUAUGGAACACAAUACUCAAUAUACCGCUUUACAAUAUCUUGACCGUCAUAAGCCGAAUAUUCCAGUGCCAAAGCCUCUUGGCUUGCGCAUACCGAAGUCCAACAAUUCAGAUAUUGGUGAGCUGUACGUUGCUGCCUAG
Messenger RNA from Penicillium roqueforti, 618 nucleotides. RefSeq lists its product as uncharacterized. The coding region runs from base 1 to 618 and encodes 205 amino acids. The record is from RefSeq and is a predicted model, not a curated record. The transcript has 3 exons. NCBI's taxonomy places the organism in Eukaryota, Fungi, Ascomycota, Eurotiomycetes, Eurotiales, Aspergillaceae.